Messenger RNA from Aspergillus wentii DTO 134E9, 3639 nucleotides. RefSeq names its product replication factor C subunit 1. Bases 240 to 3470 code for a protein of 1076 amino acids. Gene Ontology annotation, molecular function: DNA binding; ATP binding; DNA clamp loader activity. The record is from RefSeq and is a predicted model, not a curated record. Gene Ontology annotation, biological process: DNA repair; DNA replication. NCBI's taxonomy places the organism in Eukaryota, Fungi, Ascomycota, Eurotiomycetes, Eurotiales, Aspergillaceae. The transcript is spliced from 5 exons. Gene Ontology annotation, cellular component: nucleus; DNA replication factor C complex.
CCAAAAGGGAAGAAAGUGCUGUGCACGUGCCACACGCGUGUUUCUUAGGUAAUCCCGCGGGAUCACGUCGCCGAACAGGCUCCAAGCGCGUCGCCCUGCCGAGAAUGCAUUUUGGUGCCUGUUGAGAAGAAAGGGAAAGAAAAGACCUCAAGGCUGCUUCGAAGAGCUCCGCUGAUACUGCAUUAUACCUGAGAUUUCUUCGUUGCAUCGCAGAGCAUGUUCUGACUGGUCAAAUCAUCAUGCCCGCUGACAUCAGGAGCUUCUUCGGAGGCAAGUCGAGCCAGGGCUCGAAUAGCUCUCCCGCGAAGACGCCCGCAAAAAAAGAGGAUUCGUCGACGGCCAGAAAGAAGCGCAGCAGAAAGGUUGUGGACGACAGUGACGAUGAAGAAGUUUUAGAGGUCAAGGCCCCCGCACCGAAGGCAAAACCCGCGGCUAAACCGAAGCCUGAACCGUCCAAAGGAGAGCCCACUUCAACCUCGGAUUAUUUCGCUUCUAGUAAAAAGAAGGGAAGACCUGCCAAAUCUACCACUGCGGCUCCCGCCGUUAAGUCCGACGAAACCUCUGCCACUAGUCGCAAAGGCGAAGCUUCCCCGGCAGCAAAGAAGAGUCAAGAUGAGGAAAUUGUGGCGGAGCGACCUAAAAGGGAAAGUCGCCAGUCUACGAAGAAGGCCACGGCAAUUGUUGAAGGUGACGCAUACGGGGGUGACGAUAUUUUCGCUUCGGAGUACGGAAAGCCAGGCAAAGCGGACGACGAUUACGUGGAAGAAGCUGCCCCCAGCGACAACGAUAGUGACUUUGAAGAACUCGCGGUACAACCAGCAAAGGCAGCAUCUGCAACAUCAGGACGCAAAAAGAAGGAAGCUUCACCUGAGUCGGAUGACGAUGUGAUCAUGCAAGAUAUCCCGAAGCCCUCUUCGAAAGCUACGAAAUCGGCAGCUUCGCGACCCGCUAGGAAACGAAAGUCAGAGGCGCUCCAGGAUGAGGAUGAAGAUUAUGAGGUUCCAAAAGAGACUAAGAAGACCACUGCUCGAUCCAAACCGGCACCAGCACCGAAGAAACCACGAGCAUCUCCCAGUAAACAGGAUCGGCCCGAAAAUAAGGAGAUCCAAGACAUCUUUGAUAAUAUUCCAAUGGUUAAGCCACCUUCACCACCGCCGCCGGCCGAUGGCAAAAAGAAAUUCAAUUAUGCUGCUCAAGCACAGCGGUCACGAACACCUCCUGGGGGAGGAAGCAAUGAAUUACCUGUCGGGGCUGAAAACUGCCUUGCCGGGUUGACUUUCGUUUUUACCGGUGUUCUUGACACUUUGGGCCGUGAUGAGGGAUCAAACCUGGUUAAGAAAUACGGUGGAAAGGUCACUGGAGCACCGAGCUCAAAAACAAGCUACGUUGUUUUGGGAGAUGAUGCUGGUCCUAAGAAGCUCCAAACAAUCCAGCAGCACAAUCUGAAAACCAUCAAUGAAGAGGGUCUUUUCGAGCUGAUUCGGCGGCUUCCAGCAAAUGGCGGCGAUGGGAAGGCCGCUGAGAAAUAUGAAGCGAAGAGAAAGGCUGACGAGGAGAAAAUCCGCGAAAUGGCUGCUCAGAUGGAUAGAGAAGAGCAACAGCGAAAGAAGGAGGAACAACGACAGAAAAAGGCCGCGGCCACCGCGGCGGCUAACACUCCCACCAGCUCUCAAACGCCUUCAAGCUCUCAGAACGCCAAGGUCGAUGACCGGCUCUGGACUACCAAAUACGCACCAACGUCAAUGAAUAUGAUUUGUGGAAACAAAGGUGCUGUAGAAAAGAUCCAGGCCUGGCUUCGCAACUGGCGCAAGAAUGCCAAGGAUAACUUCAAAAAGCCUGGAAGAGAUGGUUUCGGAACGUAUCGUUCAGUUAUGAUUCACGGACCACCUGGUGUUGGAAAGACCACAGCGGCGCAUUUGGUAGCAAAGCUCGAGGGUUAUGAUGUUCUCGAGACGAAUGCAAGUGACACCAGAAGUAAGAAGAUGGUGGAAGCAGGUCUCUCUGACGUCUUGGACACGACGUCCCUGCAAGGUUAUUUCUCCGGCGCCGGCAAGAAGGUCGAGAGUGAGAAAAAGAACAUGGUGCUGAUAAUGGACGAAGUCGACGGAAUGUCGGCUGGAGAUCGAGGUGGUGUUGGAGCGUUAGCCUCCAUUGCAAAGAAGACACAAAUCCCACUCAUUCUGAUCUGCAAUGAGCGAAGGCUUCCGAAAAUGAAGCCAUUCGAUGGUGUCACUUAUGAGUUACCAUUCAGACGCCCGACUGCUGACCAGAUCCGAGCCCGGCUAUCAACCAUUUGCUUCAGGGAGGGCUUGAAGAUCCCACCCCCAGUUCUUGACGGUCUAAUUGAAGGAACGCACGCCGAUAUCCGACAGGUUAUCAACAUGCUGUCGACCGUGAAGCUGGACCAAAAGAAUCUGGAUUAUGACAAAGGACGAGAAAUGUCGAAAGCAUGGGAGAAGCAUGUUAUCCUUAAACCAUGGGAUAUCGUCAGCAAGAUCCUUAACGCCCAAAUGUUUUCACCUAGCUCAAAGGCUACGCUGAACGACAAGAUCGAGCUGUAUUUCAACGACCACGAAUUUAGUUACUUGAUGCUCCAGGAGAACUACUUGAAGACGCGGCCAACGUUAUCAAACGGCUAUCAAGGCAAAGAGCAAAAGUUGAAAAUGCUUGAACUUGCAGAUAAUGCAGCUUCUAGCAUUAGUGAUGGUGAUCUAGUCGACAAGAUGAUUCAUGGCACACAACAACAAUGGAGUCUGAUGCCAACCCAUGCCGCCUUCAGCUUCGUUCGUCCGGCUAGUUUCGCUUAUGGAAAUAUGAUGGAACGUCCCGGGUUCACUAGCUGGCUGGGGCAAAACAGCAAGCAAGGGAAAAUGUGGCGUUACAUCAAGGAGAUUCAAGGCCAUAUGCGCCUUCGUUCGACUGGAGAUCGCGACGAAAUCAGACAGCAAUAUCUUCCACUGAUAUGGGAGAAGUUGGUCCGCAGGCUACAGAAAGAAGGCAAGGAAUCUGUGGAGGAAGUCAUCGACUUUAUGGACAGUUAUUUCCUUACCCGAGAGGAUUGGGAUGCUCUGCUCGAGCUGGGCCUGGGUCCCAUGGAUGAGUCCACUGUCAAGCUGGAGACACAAACGAAAGCAACAUUCACGCGUCUCUACAACCAGCGCUCGCAUCCUCUACCUUUCAUGAAGGCUAGCAGUGUUGUCGCUCCGAAGAAAAUGCCGAAGGAGAAGCCCGACAUUGAAGAAGCCAUUGACGAAUCAGAUGAGGAAGAAGUCGUUGAUGAAAUCAAAGAAGACGAGGAGGAAGAGCUUGAUCUCAAGAAGGACAAGUAUGUCAAGGUGCCUAAAAAGUCGGCCAAGGGCGGUGCGGCCAAGGGAAAGAAGACCAAAAAGGCGGCUGCGGACGAUGGCGAAGCAGAUGAAGACGAGAAGCCAAAGAAGGCUCGAAGUCGAAAACCCAAAGCCAAGGCUUGAGUGAGGAUGUUGGACCGACGUUGUGGCGAAUAUCUUGAAGUAUGAACGACAACUAGGACAGACACACCGUGUUUGCAGCAUGUAGUGUGCAUUGAUGUAUUACCAGAUUCCGUGUAUUAUGCAUUAGUAUAGGUGUUAUUGCUAUUAUUGAACUAGCCAUUUCUCAUUC